GAAUAAACUGCGAGUUGGCCGCAAAAGUUCCAGCGUAAAGAUUAACCGCUCGGUCUUCAGACGGAUCGUGGAGCUGUGUUCAAGGCUGGCUCUUCACAUGAUGGCUCCGACUAACGCCAUUCCUCAGUACCCCCCAGGAGCGGAGUGCAAAUGUCCCUUAGAGUCCGAGCUACGAGCAGUGCUGCAGCAAAGGAUCAUGGUCUUGGACGGUGGUAUGGGGACCAUGAUCCAGCAGCAUAAGCUUGAAGAGGAAGAUUUCAGGGGGGACGAGUUUAAAGAGCACCCUCUUCCACUGAAGGGCAACAAUGACCUUCUCAGUAUCACACAGCCCGGUAUCAUUUACAAAAUACACAAGGAGUACCUGCUGGCUGGUGCUGACAUCAUAGAGACCAACACAUUCAGUAGCACUUCCACCGCUCAGGCAGACUAUGGACUGGAGCACAUGGCUUAUCGUCUCAACAAGGUGUCCGCGGAGCUGGCGAGGAAGGCUGCCGACGAUGUCACCAAACAAACCGGUUGUAAACGCUAUGUGGCCGGGGCAGUGGGUCCUACUAAUAAAACCCUGUCUGUUUCCCCAUCUGUGGAGAGACCUGACUUCAGGAACAUCACAUUUGAUGCGCUCGUUGAAGCCUAUACAGAGCAGGUCAGAGGUUUAUUAGAUGGAGGCGCAGACAUCCUUCUGGUUGAAACCAUCUUUGACACUGCCAACGCUAAGGCUGCCUUAUUUGCCAUCGACCUGCUGUUUGAAAAGACCCACGAAAGAAAGCCUAUAUUUAUCUCAGGGACCAUUGUCGACCGGAGUGGACGAACUCUGUCCGGUCAGACAGGAGAGGCCUUUGUAGUGAGUGUAUCCCACGCUAAACCUCUUUGUAUUGGUCUGAACUGUGCCUUGGGGGCGACAGAGAUGAGGCCGUUCAUCGAGGCCAUCGGAAAAAGCACCUCAGCUUUCAUCAGCUGCUAUCCCAAUGCAGGUCUUCCCAACACAUUUGGAGAGUACGAUGAAACUCCACAAGUAACGGCCGUCAAUUUAAAGGAGUUUGCGAUGGAUGGGCUGGUGAACAUUGUGGGAGGCUGUUGUGGGACCACUCCAGGACACAUCAGAGCCAUAUCUGAAGCAGUCAAACACUGCAAGCCAAGAGUUCCUGCUGCUGAUAUUUAUCAAGACUACAUGCUGCUGGCAGGUUUGGAGCCAUUCCGGAUUGGCCCUUACACCAACUUUGUUAAUAUUGGCGAGCGCUGCAACGUGGCUGGCUCACGCAAGUUUGCCAAACUGAUCAUGGCAGGAAACUACGAGGAGGCUCUAAGCAUUGCGAAGGCCCAGGUGGAGAUGGGGGCCCAGGUCCUGGACAUAAACAUGGAUGAGGGGAUGCUGGAGGGGCCAACAGCUAUGGCCCGAUUUUGUAACUUCAUUGCCUCUGAGCCAGAUAUUGCGCGGGUUCCUCUGUGUAUUGACUCCUCUAACUUCUCAGUGAUUGAGGCCGGGCUGAAAUGCUGUCAGGGGAAGUGUAUAGUCAACAGUAUCAGUCUGAAGGAAGGAGAGGACGAGUUCCUGCUCAGAGCUGCCACCGUGAAGCGCUACGGAGCUGCUGUGGUGGUCAUGGCCUUCGACGAGGAGGGACAGGCCACAGAUACAGACCGUAAAGUCGAGAUCUGCACUCGGGCCUACAAGCUGCUGGUCAGCAAGGUGGGAUUUAACCCCAGUGACAUCAUCUUUGACCCCAACAUCCUCACCAUCGGUACAGGCAUGGAGGAACACAACGAGUACGCCGUCAACUUCAUCAGAGCCACCAAACUUAUCAAGGAGACAUUACCAAGAGCCAGGGUGAGUGGAGGUCUAUCCAACCUGUCCUUCUCCUUCAGAGGGAUGGAGGUCAUCAGGGAAGCCAUGCAUGGAGCGUUUCUCUACCACGCCAUCAAGGAUGGUAUGGAUAUGGGCAUAGUGAACGCUGGGAACCUGCCGGUCUACGAUGACAUAGAUAAACAGCUGCUGUUGCUGUGUGAAAACCUCAUCUGGAACAGAGAUGCUGAUGCUACAGAGAAACUACUGGCCUACGCACAGAGCAAUGCGAAAGGAGGGAAGAAGGUGGUUCAGACAGACGAGUGGAGAGAAGGAAGUGUGGAGGACAGGCUGGAGUACGCUCUCAUUAAGGGAAUAGACAAGUUUGUGGUGGAGGAUGUGGAAGAGUGUCGGGCUCAGGUCGACCGCUACUCCCGACCCCUUCACAUCAUCGAGGGCCCCCUGAUGAACGGCAUGAAGGUGGUGGGAGAUCUCUUUGGAGCUGGGAAGAUGUUCCUGCCGCAGGUGAUCAAAUCAGCUCGCGUGAUGAAGAAGGCGGUGGGCUAUUUGAUUCCUUUCAUGGAGAAGGAGAGGAAGGACAUGAUGGCAUCGUCGGAGUCAACUGAGGACGUGGAUCCCUUUCAGGGCACCAUAGUUCUGGCUACGGUGAAGGGAGACGUACAUGAUAUUGGGAAGAACAUUGUAGGUGUGGUGCUGGGUUGCAAUAACUUCAGAGUGAUCGACCUAGGUGUGAUGGUCCCCUGUGAUAAGAUCCUCCGCGAGGCCAUCAGUCAGAAAGCAGAUAUCAUUGGUUUGUCUGGUCUCAUCACCCCCUCACUGGAUGAGAUGAUCUAUGUGGCCAAAGAGAUGGAGAGACUGGGCAUUACAAUACCGCUGCUGAUUGGAGGAGCCACCACCUCAAAGACACAUACAGCAGUGAAGAUUGCCCCUCGCUACACUUGUCCUGUUGUCCAUGUUCUGGAUGCCUCCAGGAGUGUGGUGGUGUGCUCACAGCUCCUGGAUGAGGCAGUGAAGGAAGAGUACUUUGAGGACUUGAAAGAAGAGUAUGAGGAUAUCAGGCAGGAGCACUACGACUCCCUGAAGGACCGUCAGUAUCUGUCUCUUUCCCAGGCCAGAGAGAAAGCUUUACAUAUAGACUGGCUCUCUGUGCCCCGGCCGGUGCAUCCUCAGUUCCUGGGCACUCGUGUGUUUGACUGGUACGACCUGAACAGUCUGGUGGACUUCAUCGACUGGAAGCCUUUCUUUGAUGUGUGGCAGCUGAGAGGAAAAUACCCCAACAGAGGUUACCCCAAGAUCUUCAACGACAAGACUGUUGGUUUGGAGGCUCGGCGAGUAUUUGAUGAUGCACAGAAGCUGCUACACAAGAUGAUUGACAACUGCAGUCUAAAGGGGCGUGGCCUGGUGGGGUUCUGGCGUGCCCAGAGUGAUGGCGAUGACAUCAAUGUGUACAAGGAUGAUGUCACGGUGCACAGAGACACCAAGCCCAUCGCCACAUUCCAUGGCUUACGGCAACAGGUGAAGAAGGACAGCUCCAGCUCAGAGCCCUACCUGUGCGUGUCUGACUUUGUUGCCCCUGUAGACAGCGGUGUGGCAGACUACAUCGGCGUGUUCACUGUGGGUGUGUUUGGAGCUGAAGAGCUGAGUCAGCAGUUCCAGGCUCAGGGGGACGACUACAGCAGCAUCAUGGUCAAAGCGCUGGCUGACCGACUGGCUGAGGCCUUUGCCGAGGAACUCCAUGCCCGUGUGCGUAAGGAGCUGUGGGGCUACAGCUCCGACGAGGCUCUGCAGGCCGCGGACCUCCACAGAGUUCGAUAUCAGGGGAUCAGACCCGCAGCCGGCUACCCCAGCCAGCCUGACCACACAGAGAAGUCCACCAUGUGGAGCCUGGCUGGCAUCCAGGAGAAGACCGGCAUUGGUCUGACAGAGUCUCUGGCCAUGACGCCUGCUGCCUCCGUGUCUGGACUCUAUUUCUCCAACCCUCAGGCCUCAUACUUUGCUGUGGGAAAGAUCACCAAGGAACAGGUGGAGGACUAUUCUGGGAGGAAGAAGAUGAGUGUGGAGGAGGUGGAGAGAUGGCUGGCUCCUGUGCUGGGUUAUGACAGCGAGGCGUAGCGUGUGACUGGACCACGCAGGGAUCGGACCAGGUUUACAGUCCCAGCAUUCCUCUGGAGCUCACAGAGGCCGUGACUGCAGCUGCUCAUACAGGGAUUCACUGACAGCUCAUUUACUUUUCUUAAAGCACACCAGACAUUAUCAUUUUAACUGUGAGUCACAAACAAUGGGGUUUUUUUCUGUGCCAACAAGUGACUGUGUUUUCAUAUUAUAGAAUGAUUUCAAAUGUUUUAAAUAUUUCAAAAUAUUUUUCCAUUUCCUAAAACAAUUCAAACAUGUUAUCUUAAUGAGAUAGUUCAACAAAAUGUGCUUAUUUGUUUUCUUUCCGGGAAUGAAAUGAAGAGAUUAGUAUCUGUCUCAUUUCGUGUGUGAAGUACAGAGCUCGAGUCAGGAUGUGGUUAGCCUAGCUUUGCUUAAAGAAUGGAGGCAGGGGGAAACAGAUAGCCUGUCUCAGCCAGAGUUAAAAACACACCCACCAACAGCUCUGCAGCUCAAUGAUUAACAUGCUUUGUCUUAUAGAAAUGCUGAUAAACAGCAGUUCAUCAUCCGCCUAAUACUGCCGUGUAGCAUCUCUGCCUGUAGCAUAAUGGAUGGAAACCUGUGCUGGUUGUGGUCUCUGUGCAGACACAAUGGCACCACACUUGGUCUCCAUGAACAGUCACUGCACCUGCCUGUGACUUUGUGUUAGUUAGUGGGCUUUAGAGGUGUUGGUAGAUGUUCUUUUGAAUUUGGUAAAGAACCAGGCGAGUUGUUUCCCAUUGCUCCCAGUUUUUAUGCUAAGCUAGGAUAACCACAUCCUGAUGCCAGCUCCGUAAUCAGCACCCAGACAUCAGAUUGAUAGCUGUCUUUCUACCUCACAGAGACAGAAAGAAAUAAACAUUGCAUAAAUUUUCAAUUAUUUAUUUUACACAAACAGCUGUAGAAGAAAUUUACUCAGUAAAAGGACGACAACAAAUGAUUGUGAUUAAAAUGAGGACAUAGCUGAUGAUAUGUGACACUUUUUAAUUACAGUUUUGUACUUGGUGGUACAGACCAAUUCAUUUGCCAAAAAUACUGAGGUUAGCAGCCCAAAUUAUUAAUAACAUUAAAAUCCAACAUGUAUAAAAGCAAACUAAUUACACUACAACCACACUGUAAACCCUGAACACUAAUGUGGUUUAUUCUAAGGUUAUAAAGGUUCUUACAUUCCACAUAUGUUUUAAAUAAAUUAACACAUUUAAGUAAAUAUUUUAGCCUUAUCAACAGUUGCAUGGAGGUUGGAGUGUACCUGCUUGAUCGUUAACACAUGUUCAGUGGUAUACUAAUGCUGAUUGCUGAAAAGCCACAUUUAAAAAUGAUUUAAAAUGGGUUAACUUUUGCAAAUAGUUACCAAAGUACCAUUGAUUACAACAAUAAUGAUAAAAGCAUUUCAGUUUUCCAAGUCAUGAUCAUUAACAAUAAUCUACAAAAGGAUUUUUCCCUGCUUUCCUUUCUGCAGUUUCAUAUUCCACUGUGCCGCCUUCUGUGCAGCUAACCCUGAAGAUGUCUGUGCAGCCAGUAUGCCACCCUACAAAUAAAGCAGUUCAAUCCACACAGCAGGAGCUCUUAUUGGUCAACAGCAUUUUCAGGGCCCCUGUGUCUGAACCCUCUUGUUUGUGGGUGUAGUAUUUGGUGGCACAUUGCUGCAUUGCUUUAAACUAUAGUGCAAAGGUAACAAAAUAUUAACAAUAAAACAGGAGACAAAUAAUUUUAGAAGCCUUUUAAAAAGCAACUUAACACCCCUGAAACAUUGUUUUUUUGCGGACCUUUAGUUGAACUUCUCACCUCGCUGCAGUGAUGUACAGGUUGUCUCCAGGACUCUAACAUCGCUGUUGACAGGUGAUGUCAGUUCAUUCAAACUUUCACCACAGACAUUUCACCUUGAUGCAGUGUCCUUUGCAACUUCAACGAGAGAUUAUUUGAAUCUCAGGUUCCAGUGUUUUCUUGGCUGGUUUGUUGAUAAUUGCUGAUCAUUCAUUCUGUAGUUUCUGAGGACAUUGCAGAAGUCUUUGUCCAGUCUGUGAGGUUUUGUAAAUGUUUUCCAAAUGUCACUAUAGUGACUUAAGAAUGUGAAGAAUCUGUAAAUUAGGACACAUUUAUUGAUACAUAUGAUUUUUGAACAUCAAUUACAUUUACUUAUCUUCAAGUCUUAUCUUCAGAUGAUUGAAGUACAUCGAGGUACGACUACUUCUCUGUCAACAUCCAGGUACUAUCAGUAUUGUGUGUGUACUACACAACUUGUGUGCUCAUUCCAUGAUUCCAUGAUCCUAGACAAUCUCCAUGUCAGCGGACGACCAGGUUGCAGUUGAAAUGAGGUUUCUGUAAGAUGCUGAAGCUCACAUGUGUCUUAAAAGCCCUGAUGUGCUGCAGUGGCUGAUCUCAGUUCAUAUGAAACUCCACUUUCUAUUUUAUUUUCUUACACUGAAAAAAAAAAACUGGAUAAAUGAAUAGAUGACGGUGGCACUGCAAACACUGUAAAACAGGAGUGAUAUAACUACUAUUUUGUUCAAAAUAAAUGA
Chelmon rostratus (copperband butterflyfish) is the source of this 6447-nucleotide messenger RNA. RefSeq names its product 5-methyltetrahydrofolate-homocysteine methyltransferase (gene mtr). Gene Ontology annotation, biological process: pteridine-containing compound metabolic process. The record is from RefSeq and is a predicted model, not a curated record. The transcript has 33 exons. Gene Ontology annotation, molecular function: methionine synthase activity; cobalamin binding; zinc ion binding. The coding region runs from base 98 to 3910 and encodes 1270 amino acids. Lineage: Eukaryota; Metazoa; Chordata; Actinopteri; Chaetodontiformes; Chaetodontidae.